UAUUCUAUAGGUUUGGGAAGUAAGUCGUAUGAUUAAGUGAUAUGUGAGUAGAAGUUGUCGACAUGGUUUGUAGUACCCUCUCGUUUUCUUGUUGACUGACAAUGUUACACAGUAUGAAUUACAUCCGCGUCGGAGACGAUUGUCGUUUAACUUUUUAAACGACUUCUUCCCUUUCAAGAAUGAAGACGUCGUAUUGACUAUAUCGUUCAUAUAUAUUUAUAUUUUUAACACGAAUAUUACCGAUUUCCUAGUGAUUUGUUGUUAAAUAAUAUCGAUAUUUGUGGAAUACGAGGAUCAAACAAAAUGGAGAAAACUAACACGUUGUUAUUACCUGGCCAACGUAUACGUCCAAAUAUGAGCGAAAAAACAGCCAUCGAUCUAUUAUUCAAGAUUUAUGGUAUUACAGUGACGGACAUCAAAGAAUUGAAUGGUUACGACGAUAGAAAUUAUCACGUACAUUGUACAAAAUCACAUAAUAAUCCUUAUAUAUCAGAAAUCAGUGAACACGGAUAUGUUUUCAAAAUCAUAAAUUUAUUGGAUUCCCGGAAUACCCAAGUGAUAGAAGCGCAAACUGAAAUGUUGAUAUUUUUGAAGGGUUAUUUCAAAUGUCCAAUUCCUGUUAAAAAUUUAACUGGUGCAUAUUAUUCUUCGGAGAAGAUUAACAAUUCCGAGGAAAGUUACGUGAUAAGAUUACUCGUAUAUCAACCAGGUCAACUAUUGAAUCGUGUGAAGUAUUUGAACAAGGAAUUGCUGUUUAAAGUUGGACAUUUAGCAGCCGAUCUGGACACAAGACUCUCCAAAUUUCAUCAUCCAGCUUAUGAACAUCACAGAAGUAUGUGGAUGUUGAUAUCGAUGUCGAAACUUCACUCAUUUGUAUUCGCUGUGCCGGAUGAAACUCAAAGAGAAUUGGCUAGCGCAGUAAUUCGUACUUUUGAAAAUGAUGUCCUCAAAUUUGUACCGAUUCUCGAACAAGGCAUGAUACACGGUGAUUUGAACGAACAAAAUAUUUUAAUUAACGACGAUGGGACCGACAUUGUUGCGAUCAUCGAUUUCGGUGAUGUGCAAAAAACAUGUCUCAUAUUCGAACUUGCUAUAGCUAUUUGUUAUAUGUUACUCGAAAGUAAAGACAUUGCUGAAUGCAAACACGUGAUCAAGGGGUAUCAAAGUAUUAGAAAAUUAACGAUUUUGGAGAAGAAGAUUCUCAAGGUCAGUGUUUGUGCUAGGAUCUGCCAGAGUCUUGUGAUGGGUGCUUAUUCUUAUUUAAACGAUUCUAAGAAUAAAUAUCUUCUUACCACUCAAAAAACUGGCUGGACAUUGUUGAAAAAACUCUGGCCUAUGACCGAAGAUGAAAUAUUCAAUAUUUGGGAUCUUUCAUAUUCAAAUUAAAUCAAUAGCUUUUUCUUUUUUGUAUGUGAAUGAUAUGUCAAUUAAACGAGCAAUAAAUAAUAUUAAUUAUGCAA
Polistes canadensis is the source of this 1460-nucleotide messenger RNA. RefSeq names its product hydroxylysine kinase. Bases 304 to 1386 code for a protein of 360 amino acids. Gene Ontology annotation, molecular function: amino acid kinase activity. NCBI's taxonomy places the organism in Eukaryota, Metazoa, Arthropoda, Insecta, Hymenoptera, Vespidae. The record is from RefSeq and is a predicted model, not a curated record. The transcript is spliced from 2 exons.